GUUUAACAAAGAGUCGACUCCAAAACGAUUAGGCAACUGGCAAGUACCACGGUGGGCUCCAACGCGGGCGCGACCCCUCGAAAUGCGGCCAGACCCGAAGCCAAUUUGCGACAUAAAUGGACACUUCUUGCCGGGUGCUCCCAGGGGAACUUCGAGGUGCUUUGGGCAUUACACUGGCACCUGGGAGCUGCCAAAGAAAAUAACAAGACAAGUCGCGGAGGAAUUGGCGAAGGAACCACCGGCUGGUAGGUUUCCUGAUUGGAUAAAUCUACGGGUUCAAAGGCCGAAGGUGGUUCCAGCAUCGCGCGUGCGUGGCGCGAAACGCGGCAAAGCGCCAAAGGAGGACACCACAGACAAAGAUGAGCAGUCUUUCAAACCUAGACAAUGCCCGUUCCACGAUCACAAACGUAAAUAUAAAAAAUGAAGAAACACUAAGUAAAUUUCAUCAUGAUUAAAAAAUUUUCGUCCAAAUUUUUACAUGUCUGUACUUAAAGGAGGAUUUAGGUGUACAAGAAGAAUUAUAUAGUGGGAGUAAAUUAAAGGCUUGUGAAGAGGAUUUCCACAAAAGAGAAGACGACCCAUUAGAAUUAAAUAAAAGAUUGGAGCCAGUAGACAGUGACGGACACGGACCCUACAUACCAGGUUCUGCAACAGAUCCAGAUAAAAGGCAUGACAGUUACGACCUGUUGGUAAAGGACGCAGUUGAACAACUUCAUGGUCCCCAAGAAGAUAGCAAUGAUAAAUUUUGGCGAAAUGUUGCUGAAAAGGCACAGAAAAAUGAGCAAAAUAACAUUGAGAUAAUGAAACACGCAAAGCAAAGCGCAACAACUAAAUUGCCGUACGUGAAUGUUUCGCAAAAUUUUAAUUUUGCCAAAAGUAUGCAUGCGGGAAAUUUAGAACAUCAACCCUUACCGGAUACGUUGGGGUACCGAAAUUUAACUAAGGUAGGUGAACAUCGAGACUCAGAUAUUAUAGUAAAACCCUAUGCUAUAGGUUGGAAAGGUUACGGAGCUUCAGGUCCGACUUGUUGCACAAAAAUGCGAGUACACAGACCAAAAACUUGUGAUCCAAAGAAAAAUGAAGCAGAACCAGACCGAAGACAACGGCCAGUGACAUCGAUACAAGAUUUGGGCGGUCAGUAUAAGAAGCCUUUAUCGCUAAUGGAUUUAGCAAUUUGUUGGGAUUUUAAAUCGGAUGAUCCAAGACGAGAGCCUAAACCCCCAAAGCACAUAGAUGGAUCAAACGGAUCUCAGGCACCAGCAGUUUUUACAAUGGUGCACACGCCUAAAGAAGUAUUGGAAGACAACAUAGCGCCAGGACACUCUCAGUCAAUUUUUAACCAGAACUGUAUUACUCAAGACAUAGGACGCCAUAGUGUCCCUCAUUUUGAAAAAGACAUGACGAAAGAAAAAAGGGCAGAUACAUGUGACGUGCAAUACUGUCCCCAGCAUAAUCAUAGGGAUAAUAUUUCAAGAUCCAAGUCUUCAAGCAGGAAAAGUUCUGCUCAAUCAUCAAAAAACGUGAAUUGUGACGGUAUUAACGGAUGUGGCACCCCAUCAAAUUCAAAUUGUAAUUCAAAUCAGGGUUCUUCGAAGGCAGAAAAUUCAAAACACAUUAAAGAAGUCUGGUGUGGUAAUAAUAAAAAUAAAUUUAACGGAAUAAAUCGUCGAAAUCACAGUUUAGAAUCGUAUGAUAAAACCCCUCUGGCGCAAGGAAAACUGCAUCAAAGUUCCCCAAACGAUUCCCAAAUAUCUCGCUCGCCUAAAGAGUCGAGUGACGCAUGUAAUAAUAAUACGAAACAUAAGCAUUGCAUUUCUUGCAACGGAUAUAAAGCAUUAAAAGAUGUCAAGCAAAAAGAAGAUUACAAAUUUGCAUUUAAAGCUGGCAAUCCCAAUUCGGUUCAAAGCCACAGUUCUAAUGAGUCGAAAAAUGUCAAAAUGCCAAAAAUGCGUCAUCCAUACACAAAGAAGUCCUAUACAAUUCCUACCUUGGCGCCCCCAUUUAGUAUUUGGCGUGAUGCGAAUGCCACAGGGUAUCCAGAACAUUGGAGACUAGCUAGCGUUUACCAACACGCGUAUAAGCCACCGGAGCAGCGACGUAAACCUCUCAUUAAUAGCGUUUUCCAAUAAAUAAAAUUAGGCCUAUGUGUAAUAGUAAUAAUGACACAACAAUAAAUAGAAUUUCUU
Molecule: messenger RNA, 2186 nt
Organism: Zerene cesonia (dogface butterfly)
Lineage: Eukaryota; Metazoa; Arthropoda; Insecta; Lepidoptera; Pieridae
Exons: 3
Coding region: 801-2129 (442 amino acids)
Source: RefSeq, a predicted model, not a curated record